Saprolegnia parasitica CBS 223.65 is the source of this 1230-nucleotide messenger RNA. RefSeq lists its product as hypothetical. The transcript has 3 exons. Lineage: Eukaryota; Oomycota; Saprolegniomycetes; Saprolegniales; Saprolegniaceae. Gene Ontology annotation, molecular function: chitinase activity; chitin binding. The record is from RefSeq and is a predicted model, not a curated record. Bases 1 to 1230 code for a protein of 409 amino acids. Gene Ontology annotation, cellular component: extracellular region. Gene Ontology annotation, biological process: carbohydrate metabolic process; chitin catabolic process.
AUGCACCGAGUCGUCGUACUUCGCCUCGUGCUGCUGCUUGCGCUCGUCACGCCCGCUUCGAGUCUCCACGCGUACCGCAACGUCGUCUAUUUUCUCGAGUGGGGCAUCUACCGCGACUUCCACAUCGCCAAUCUCGACUGGUCGCGCACCACGCACGUCAAUUAUGCGUUCGCGAUGCCACAAGUUGACGGCUCGAUCUCCUUUCUGGACGAGUUUGCCGCGACCCAGCGCGUCUACGGACACGACCUGGGCCUCGGUGCUGUCCAGGGCUGCUUUGGCCAAGCCAACAAGUACAAACGCGCGUAUCGAGGCACCAAGUUCGGUCUCUCGUUUGGCGGCUGGAGCGGCAGCGGCCCAUUCCCAACGAUCGCCGCCUCACCAAAACUCCGCGCGGCCUUUGUCGCCAACGCUGUCGCGCUGCUCGAGGACCUCGGCCUCGACUUUAUCGAUCUCGACUGGGAGUACCCGGCGCUGGCGCAGCUGCCGCUGUUCGCGACGCUUCUGGCCGACAUGCGUGCCGCCCUUGACGCCCUCCCGUUCCGGGCCGAGCUCAGCAUCGCCGCGCCGGGGUUUCCAGCCAAUUGGGACAAGCAAUCCAUGACAGCCAUUUGCAGCCACGUCGACUUUCUCAACCUCAUGACGUACGAGUACACUGGCGCGUGGAGUAGCCGAGUUGGGUACCACAGCAACCUCUUCCCGAACCCACACGCGCCAAACGGCCUUCGCAGCUCCGUGAGCAGCGCUGUUCAGUACUACUUGACGCGCGGGUGUCCAUCCGAGAAGCUCGUCAUGGGCGUGCCGCUCUACGGCAAGUCGUUUGAGCGGACGCGCGGCCUCUUUGCUCCGUUUGCGCCGCCGACGUCCGGCUCCCACGCCCCGGACGGGCUCUGGGACUACAAGGACAUUGCUUUGCACGCGUCGCCCAGGUUUGAUGCGACGGCGCAAGCCACGUACGCGUACAACGCGACGACGCGGACUGUCCUUGUGUACGACGACCCCAAGUCCGUUGCGGCCAAGGUGGCGUACAUGCAGGCCCACCGCCUUGGCGGGCUCAUGUUUUGGGAGGCAUCCGGUGACGCGGCAGCGGGUUCGAGCGCGUCACUGCUCACGACGUAUGCGUCGCUGGUCGGCAAGGACAACAUGGAUUUCCGACCCAACAACUUGUGGUACCCCCACUCGCGCUACGACAACAUUCGUCGUCCGCCGCUGCUCGGCGGCUUUACGCCCUAA